AUGCAGGCCAUAAAGCAAGGCUUCGCAGGACCAUCCAUGGCCUUGUCUCUCAACCGCGCUCUCGGCAUCGCACAAUCCUCUAUACCUCCCCAGUACACUUCGCAGAUCAACAUGGGCGACGUUACCACCUCUGAACCCUCUCUUCUCCACCUUGCCGGCGGUACGGUCCGGGGCACCAUUGAAGAGCACGGCGUGCGUCGUUUCCUCAACAUCCCUUACGCUGCCGCUCCUGUCGGUCCCAACCGCUUCGCCGAGCCUGCUCCGCCAGCCGCAUGGGAGGGUGAGCGCGACGGUACCAAGUUUGGCCCCACGGCCCCUCAGCGUCCUUACGACAGUGAGCUGGGCAAGCUGCUCAACUCGGACGGUAUUCCCGGCGAAGACAUUCUCUCGGUCAACAUCUGGACGCCAGCCAGCGCACACAAGCGUCCCGUCGCCUUCUGGAUUCACGGUGGAGCCCUCGAGCGUGGUUCCUCGGCGCAGCCAGUGUACGACGGCGCUGCAUUCGCCCGCGACGGUAUUGUCUUCGUGUCCAUCAACUACCGUCUUGGUGCUGAGGGAUUCUCAAUCCUGGAGGGCGCGCCUACCAACCUUGGUCUUCACGACUGUGUUGCCGCGCUCAAGUGGGUGACCCGCGAGAUUUCCGCUGCUGGUGGCGACGCCAGUCGCAUCACCGUCUUUGGCGAGUCUGCCGGCGGCGCCCUCGUCGGCGGCCUCCUCGCCCUUCCUGAAGCGCGCCCUAUGAUUGCGAACGCUAUUAUCCAGUCUGGCCCUCUCGAGGCUCAGCCCCAGCGCAAGGCGGCUCGUGUUACACGCGCUCUGGCCCGGAUCCUCAAGACUCCGGCCACGCGCGAGGCGUGGUGCGGCCUCACACAGGAGGACCUCGUGGGCGCUCGCAGGACGCAGGCCAUCGGUACCACCGCCAUGAGCACCGUCCCAGGCUUUGUCCUCACCGUCGAUGACCAGCUCCCCGUGUCUCCACACAAGAAGCUUUGCGACCCCGCCACCGACAAGGACAUCCCCUUGCUGAUCGGCUCCACCACCGACGAGUACCGCCUGUUCCUCACUCCCGAGCAACUUGCCAAGAUCGGUUGGGCUGCCUACACCGCCGCACGCUGGUUCUUGUGGUGUCCCUACAGUGCCACGUUGGCUCUGUGGCGAAACUUCCCCGGUGCGAGCUAUGGCGAGAUCCUCGGCCAGAUGCUCACCGAGCACGUCUUCCGCCUCCCCGCCGUCCGCGUCGCCGAGGCCAACCCCACCACCACUUGGAUGUACGAGUUUGCCUGGAACUCGCCCGUCCGCGACCUUCGCGCCGCGCACGCUCUGGAGAUUGGCUUUGCCUUCGACAACCUCAACACGCACGAGGCGCUCAACCUCGCUGGCAAGGACGCGCCGCAGCACCUCGCCGACGAGAUGCACGCUGUGUGGAUCCGUUUCAUGAAGACUGGCAAGCCUGGCUGGGAGGCGUACGGCGCCGAGAAGAACGUGCGCGUGUUCAAUAACGAGAGCUCGACUCAGCCGCUCCCCCGUGCCGACAUUAUUGCGGGCAUGGGUUUCAAGCCUUGA
Messenger RNA from Apiotrichum porosum, 1563 nucleotides. RefSeq lists its product as uncharacterized. The transcript has a single exon. The record is from RefSeq and is a predicted model, not a curated record. NCBI's taxonomy places the organism in Eukaryota, Fungi, Basidiomycota, Tremellomycetes, Trichosporonales, Trichosporonaceae. Bases 1 to 1563 code for a protein of 520 amino acids.